Botrytis byssoidea is the source of this 1697-nucleotide messenger RNA. RefSeq lists its product as uncharacterized. Lineage: Eukaryota; Fungi; Ascomycota; Leotiomycetes; Helotiales; Sclerotiniaceae. The record is from RefSeq and is a predicted model, not a curated record. The transcript is spliced from 2 exons. Bases 382 to 999 code for a protein of 205 amino acids.
CCUCAUCAUCCUCAUCAUCCUCAUCAUCCUCAUCAUCAACUACUUGUAUUAUUACGAUUCAUUCAUCUCUAUAAAUUGAAUCUAAGAGCUACAUCCUGCCAAGAGCUAACUAGGUAUUCUUAACUAAAACCUCUGAAUCCUUCCCAUACAUUUCAACAUUAUCAAACACAUCAACGAUUUACCUCAUUAAUAUCACAAUACCACGACACCACGACACCCCACCAUCUUUGAUUCUCUUCGCCUUAUAGCCACCAUCUAAUAAGACUGCCUCGCCAACAUCGCGAUUUACCACUACAAUUUCUAUGUUACACCGUAAAUUUCUUUCCACUAGAAGCUUUUUAUCCUUUCUCUCUUGAUCAUCAUCUUAUCUUGUUCUUCCAAAUGGCGACAGAGACUUCAGAUCAAUCAGGAAGCAGUGAUAUCAGCAUUUACAAGGAUCUUGCAUCAUAUCCAUGGGAUACCGAUAAAGAGUUCCAGGGUGGUCUAUCAGCUAUAUUAGGCAAUGCAUCUUUACCUGAACAAAUUCGAGAACUGACGCUUCGGGCUCAGUGUUUCUAUUUCUCUCGCAAGAAGAAGAUUGACAUCAAUUUUGAUGGAUAUAAGGCAUAUCUGGCGACUCAUCCAUCCACAUCUUCUUCUACUGAUGCCCCUGCGCCUGAUAGCGCCAGUUCAGUGAAUGAUACUUCAUCUUUCACCACUCCAAAUUUCGACCAUGAGAAUGACCUACCACCUGCUACCACUACAGCUGAUGAAAAGGCCCCGCCACCAUAUCCUCCAUCUUUUGCUGAAAUCGUCGCUUUAAUCACAGCUGGUGCCACAAUCCCGGGAAUCCGUGAUAUCCCCGAUACGGUUCUGACGGAUCAGGGUACCAAGCCAGUUGCACGAAAGCGUCGGAAGCCAUGGGAGAAAGACGUUGACGAGGAAACAAUUCAGGGUGGGGGAACUUUUGGCGACCAUCGAGAUACCAUUAUCCAGCAAGAAUAUCCAACUGAUGUAUAAGAAUAUCUAUUUGCAGUGGGGUCACGUCUUCUCACAAAUUCUUGCCAUUUUCAAAUAUUAUGAGAACAGCAAUUUCCAAGGACCGAUUACUUUGUGAAAGCAGCCAGGCAUUGAUUGAGCCUCUUCAAUUGUUACCUUCCUUCUCGUUUAUAUGACAAAAGACCGUGGACAUCAGGUGGCUUCAUCAAGCCAGAAGCCCGCAAACUAAAACUUUGUCAUGUUGCUCAAAUGAAAGCUAUUGUAGUUUUGAUCUGUUCUAUGGAUUUCUUUGAUGCACGCGGGGUUGUUCUAAAAUCGCUGCUCACGUUACUUUCCGAGCUUGAAAGAAUUGCCAGAUCUCUUCAAGGCAACCCCUUUCUGCGUUCUAGUGAACCCUAUGUUGCCAGUCGAAGAGUGCGGUAUGUUUAAUAGCCCCAAAACUUCGCGCAAUCAUUGUAUUGGGCAGGACUGUAUGGGAAUCUAAAGAUUCAUAAUAAGCCAGGAUCAGAAUACACCGUUGUGUCGGAAUUCAUUUAAUAGCUUUCUGGGGCUGAACAAACGAUUUUGGACGAAUCUUCAUCCUUCAAUUUACAAUCGAAUUAUUUUAAAAUAGCACCUAGAAUUAAUCUUUCAAUUAUGACAAACCGUCUUCUCUCCCCAGGUUAUAUCUUUUGAAUUAAUAUUUGAGAGCUAUCUGAUGAAAUUUAUGGUUAGAAGGU